ACUGUGUUGGACAGUGGUGCAAAAUUCGUUGUGGUUCAAGGACUGCCACCGGUGGGCUGCUGUCCGUUAGCCAAGUUUUUGAUUCCCCAAUUUGCCAAGGAUGAAAUGGGUUGUUCUGCAGUUCUUAACAGAGCGGUCAUGGCCCAUAAUCAGCUCCUCCAGAAGACAUUGGAAGAAUUUCAGAGAAAGCAUGGUUCCGAUGUUACAAUUGCAUAUGCUGAUUAUUACAACGCAUUCAAAACAAUCAUGGGAAACCUUGCAGGGUUUGGGUUUUCAGAUGGAUCCCAAGCAUGCUGUGGCGUUGGAGGUGGAUUGCUCAACUUCAACUUGCACAAUCUAUGCGGUAUGCCUGGCACCACUGCCUGCAACAACCCAGCUGGUUUGGUCCACUGGGAUGGGCUUCAUCUCACAGAAGCAAUGCAUCGACAAAUAACUCGUCUCUUACUCCACAAAGGUUUCUGCAAACCAUCUUUUGCUCAUAUAAUUAGUAGGUAUAGAAGCUUACUUAAACUCCUCGUUCACUAGAAAUUUUCUCCCCCUUUCCCCGCUAUCAUAUGUAAGUUUUAUCAAUAAAUUAGCCUCUCAGGUGUAGGGUGGUAGGCCUACCGUCUACCUGAAGACAUCCCGGUUUCAAUUUGGUGAACCAAGUGUGAUGAAUGUUUGAUGUACAUUUCGACUUAUUCAUAGCUUUUAAUGCAACGGUGGCGGCUUUUUUUGCCCUUCUUUUUUCAAUUUUCAAUUUUCAUGGAGUUUUAUUUGUGUUAAGUCGUUGCUUUUGGUACCAAAAUCAAACCAAAACCGGCAAGAGAGCGUAUCGCAUUAAUUCUGCUGCAAAUGAACCAUGCAAAUACAAACUUCAUAGCACUGGUUUCAACUUUCAAUCGAUUGAUUAGAUGCAUUUAACAACAUGCUGAGAAACCGAUGAAGGGUAUAAAGGAGCAAAUUGCCAUCAACUUCAACAGAACCAAUUUUCUCUACCAGAAUUGUUGUAGUAUCUGAAUCUUUCUCUAAUUCAGGUUAUUCUUUCCUCAAGAGUCUUCAUCCAUUCGUUAUCUACAUCUAAUUAACUCGAAAUUAAUUCACUUCACCAUUCAAUUCCAGCAUUGCAACCCCACCGGGUAUAUGCAGAGAAGGUAUAACUCUAAUAGCACGAGAAUGAAUAAUUUUCUAAGAGUUCUGGGUUUCACAGCCAGAUCCUUUUCGUUUCUGAACCAUGUCGAUAUUUUAUAGCCUCUAUUCGUUUUAAAGUCGGAAUAUCAAACUACCAUGAAGCAAAACACUUGUUUUAUACAUACUUUUUCAACCAGUCAUUUAAGUCUUCCAAUAAAAAAUAAAAAAAAAA
Messenger RNA from Durio zibethinus, 1342 nucleotides. RefSeq lists its product as uncharacterized. The record is from RefSeq and is a predicted model, not a curated record. Gene Ontology annotation, molecular function: hydrolase activity, acting on ester bonds. NCBI's taxonomy places the organism in Eukaryota, Viridiplantae, Streptophyta, Magnoliopsida, Malvales, Malvaceae.